CGAAUCCCCAAUUCGGUUGCCUUGCCGUGACCUGCACUUGUACCUGCGCAAUCCGUCGCAGAUGAUCCUGACUGACAUCAAUCCUUCUCAUCUUAUCCGUUGGCCAUAGUAGGUCCCAUCUUAAUACUCGAUCCUUUAAGGACCAAUCUCUCUUUAAUUCACCAAGAUUUCCUUUAUCGAAUAUCGUCGUUCUCUCCGAUCCAGAAUCGUCCAGCCAUGUCUUUCGAUCAGUUAUCGUCGAUAGAAUCCGGCAGCGGGGCUGGUCGUCGCCAGAAUAAUGGCGCCUACGCGGAUGACCCGGAGUUCACUCGAUUAUCGCAAGGCCUUAUGAACAAACUAUUUCAUCUGCAGGGUAAUAUUUCAAAGCUCAAGUCGGAUAUUGGUCUCCUCGGCACUCGACGGGACAAUCCCAGAUUGCGCGAGCGGGUCCACGGUGUAAUUGAGGAGUCUACGGAGCAGUUCAAGGAGGUUGGCGAAGGUAUCAAGAAGAUUCAGACGUGGGAAGAGCCUACCCCUACCCAGAAGUAUUCGCAACAGAAGCUAUCGCGCGAAUUCAAAGCUGCCCUCAGCGAAUUCCAAACCCUUCAGCGCACCGCCCUUGAGAAACAACGAGCCUCGGUUAGCGCAGCCAAGGCGGCGCUCGACCACGAUCAAUCUGGCGAGGGCGCACCGUCUCCCGCCACCGGUGAGCAACUACAGCUUCAGCAGCAGGAACAAGUCCACCUGGCUCCCCAGGACGAAGUUGAUUUCCAAGAGGCUCUAAUUACCGAGCGAGAGGAGGAAAUUCGCCAGAUAGAGGAAGGCGUUGGUGAUCUCAAUGUGCUCUUCCAGCAAGUGGCGCAGAUCGUCAGCGAGCAGGGUGAGGUGCUAGAGACGAUCGAGAGCAAUGCCGUGAACAUUCGCGACGAUACCCGCGGUGCCGACUACGAGUUGAGAAGCGCCGCAAGAUAUCAGAAGAACGCCCGGAGCAAGGCAUGCUGCUUGCUAUUGAUCCUAGCCGUGAUUAUGGCUAUCGUCCUCUUGGCUGUAUUCGUGGGAUGAAUCAAGUUCUCCAGAAAUUUGAUGGUGCAUGAGCGGCAUCUUGGGCGUUUUCGGAGUUAGCGGGGGCGAGUUCGAACUUCUCUUUAGGUGUAUCAGGAUUGUGUUAGCGACGGCCAAUAAGAAUUGGUCGUCUCUCGGGGCAACUCAGAGAUAUCUGUUCCCUCCUUUGCGGUUUCUGGGUGGCAAACAACCGUACCCC
Daldinia vernicosa is the source of this 1240-nucleotide messenger RNA. Its product is annotated as t-SNARE. The record is from RefSeq and is a predicted model, not a curated record. Gene Ontology annotation, cellular component: SNARE complex; endomembrane system; membrane. The coding region runs from base 217 to 1041 and encodes 274 amino acids. Gene Ontology annotation, biological process: vesicle fusion; intracellular protein transport; Golgi to vacuole transport. The transcript has 2 exons. Lineage: Eukaryota; Fungi; Ascomycota; Sordariomycetes; Xylariales; Hypoxylaceae. Gene Ontology annotation, molecular function: SNAP receptor activity; SNARE binding.